UUAGUCACCUCAACGUUGCAUGGCGGCCAGACUCCGCCUGUCACCGCACUAUUCCACCUUAGCCAAGUUGGCUGCAAGUGACGAUGAUGACAAGCUCAGUCUAGAUGUGGAUGCCAAGGCGUCCGAAGAGAUAGCGGCGAUUUGCCGGCACUUGGACUUGAAGUGUGAGGUGCUUCCUGCCCCACCUGGCAGCAGCGCUUCCAAACGAAUCACUGUGACCAGGGCUCCCAAUGCUUUCGAUGAGGAAGAAGCAGAACCUGAAGCAGCCACUGUCGCACCUCGACCUGCGAUGGUCAGUGGUAAGGAACGCUUGGCGGAACGGUAUGGCAAGAAGCCUCCAAAGGCUGCGGUAGAGGCUGAAAACCUCCUGGAGAAGAGUGAGCUCCCAAAGCUGGCAGAUUUCUACAGGGCUUUGGUUGAUGCAUAUCCAGGUUUCCAUGUGCCAUUGGCCAAGCUGCUCAGUCAAAACUUGCGGGCUGCUGGUGUCUCUGGGGUCAGCUCUUCAUCAGAUAGCGAGGAAAAGAAGCGCAAGAAGAAGAAAAAGAAGGAGAAGAAAAAGGCAAAAAAAGACAAGAAAGCCAAGGAGGUGCGGGAUGUUGUUGCAAUGGCAUUGCUUACAGAGAUUGUAUAUUGCCAGGAAAACAAAAUGGAAAAGCUAAAAUCCGACUCCUCAGAAAAUAAAUAGCAUUCAGAAAAAAAA
This is a messenger RNA of Cladocopium goreaui, 700 nucleotides long. Lineage: Eukaryota; Dinophyceae; Suessiales; Symbiodiniaceae. The record is from the annotation of a GenBank genome assembly.